GGAACAUUGGAUGCCCACCGGCAACGUUUCAACAGCUCCAAUAAUUACGGGGAAGAUGUUUCAGAAUUAUCGUAUAAGAGGGUACGCCUCAGUCUCAGCAGUCCCACCGACAUGUUGGGUGCAACUCACUAUACGCUACUGGCAACAUCUCUUCUCUCGUUAACUUCUGGUUCAGUUGGGUCUGACUGCAAAUGUCCCUACGGAGAUGCUUGUUGGCCGUCUGACUCGGAAUUCGAGCACCUCUCAUCUCAAAUCUCACAACCCAUUAUUCGCCCGACACCUCCCCAAGCAGUCUGCUACCCUGCCUCGAAUCCCUCAGGAAACUGUACCGACGUUCAAACGAACAUUUUCAACGGGAAUUGGGUCUCAGACCGAGCUGGAGCUUACCAGAACAUCAAUUUUCAGGCGUACAUCUCCCCCAAUGGAACUGUUAGCUCGUGUUACUUGAACGCUACCCUUGGCUUUCCCUGUGAACAAGGAAACAUACCACCGAUUGGCGUUGAUGCACGUUCGGCGGCAGAUAUUCAAGCAGCCGUCCGUUUUGCGGCUAAACAUAAUUUGCGGCUAGUGGUGAAGAAUACAGGUCAUGAUUACCUGGGCCGAAGCGCGGGAAAAAAUGCGUUCAUGAUUUGGACUCAUCAUCUCAAGAAUAUCACCUACAACGAGACUUUCAUCCCGGAAGGUGCACCGACAACUGAAAAUUACCGGGCGCUCACCAUCGGAGCUGGAGUGCAAUGGCGUGAAGCGUAUGCAGCCGCUGAGCAGAAUGGUCGAUAUGUUGUAGGUGGUAUAUCCGGCGAUGGUUCUGUCGGUGCUGCGGGUGGUUGGAUCGGAGGUGGUGGUCACAGUGCCUUUUCUGCAAAAUUCGGACUCGGUGCCGACAACGCCAUCCAGUUCACCGUAGUCACCGCCAACGGUGACCAUGUUAUAGCCAAUGCCUACAACAACUCUCACUUAUUUUGGGCUCUACGUGGAGGAGGAGCAGGCACCUAUGGUGUCGUUACCUCCGUCACUUACAAAACUCACGAUAUCGUUCCUGUCACCCUUGCCUUUGUUACCGCCAACUUCACAUCACCCGACAUCGCCAAGUCGGUUGGAACUGAAUUCUUCAAGAUCCAACCGAAAUUAGCUGACGCUCAUUGGGGUGGAUACAGUUUUAUCAACCAAAACUCUUUUCUCUAUGGGAUGAUUGCACCCAACGUCUCACUCGCUGAUGCCAACAUAACCGCGGGUCCAUUCUUGGAGUUCGUGAAGAAGACGGCCGGUGAAAACAAUACAAUGACAGGAAUGAUACCAGCGCCUUCGUUUUAUGCUCUCAUAAACGCCACGUCUUCGUUACCUACGACGUCGGGCUCGCAAGUGGGAGGGAAUGUGGAAAUUGCGUCGAGAUUGUACACGAGGAAGUUAUACGAAAAUCAAUCCGAGAAGAUGGCUGAGACACUUCUAAGCUUUCCUGAAGGUGUUGCGAUCAAUCAUGUCGCAGGCGGUGUCGUCUCCCAAACUGAUCCAGAUUCCGCUGGUUUAAACCCUGGAUGGCGCGAUGCCCUCGCUGAGGUCUAUACGACCGUCAAUUGGGAAGAUGGUGCCACUGCUGCUCAGAUACAAGCGCAGAGGGACGUACUUAAAGGUCAAAUCGCCACGAUGGAGGCUUUGGAACCUGGUGCACCCUCAUACGUGAAUGAGGGAUCAUUGUACGAACCUAAUUUCAAGCAUACCUAUUUCGGGAGCCACUAUGAUAGGUUGUUGGCUAUCAAAGAUAAAUACGAUCCCCGGGGGCUCUUCGUGGUGGCUUCGGGUGUUGGGUCGGAUAGAUGGGACGCUGAGUUAGUGUGUCCUACAUGA
Molecule: messenger RNA, 1842 nt
Organism: Marasmius oreades (fairy-ring Marasmius)
Lineage: Eukaryota; Fungi; Basidiomycota; Agaricomycetes; Agaricales; Marasmiaceae
Exons: 6
Coding region: 112-1842 (576 amino acids)
Molecular function (GO): oxidoreductase activity; FAD binding
Source: RefSeq, a predicted model, not a curated record